AAUACAUUUGUAUGUUUAUAUUUCUGCGCUACAUAUGAAUGCGAGUUCAGCGUCUUUUAUUCCGUCUCGCAAUUUGUUGGAAAUAAAAAAGUUAAACGUAACGAAAGAGCAUGUAGUUGGGGUUGGCACUGUCAUCUUUAGCUAUUAUGUCAUACUGUGACUGUCACAGUAGUCAGCGUCUACAGUGAAAAUGGGAACGUCAGGCCAAGCUCCUACUGUAGCUACUGAAACUCUGGUUCAGACCGUGGAGCGUCUAAACCGACAGUGCAUACGACGGGCAGAAAUAGUGGCUGGCGAAACAUUGGAGCAAGAGUUGCGAUGGAAGGCGAGCGAAGCAGAGAGCCAGCUGGGUUGGAUGGACUACCCGAGCUAUAUAGCGUUCUACGAGGAGAGGUGGUUUCUCUUACAACAUAUGGUGUUUUUGUAAAGAUUCCAGGCUACAGAAAGCAUGGCCUAGUCCAUAAGAAUGACAUGUCUGCCACCCGGGUGGAGAAUCCUUCUGAAAUUGUUGAUGUUGGUGAGCAAGUGUGGAUUAAAGUCAUAGGCAGAGAGAUUAAUGAUGAAAAAAUCAAGCUGGCUUUUUCCAUGAAAGCUGUUAAUCAAGGCACCGGGCGCGACCUGGAUCCCAACAACGUGAUGGCUGAGCAGGAUGCACGCAGGCGAAGGCAGUUCCGGGAUCACACAAGUCAAAGGAUCACUCUAGAGGCCGUGCUCAAUACUACCUGUAAGAAGUGUGGAUGCACAGGUCACUUUGCGAAGGACUGUUUCUCACAGCCAGGGGAGAAACAGUACAGUCUGGUGCCAGAAGAGGAGGAGGAACCAACCAGCCAACCUAUCCAAUCAGAGCCUCAGAAAAGAAAGAAGGAAAAGAAAGCCAAGAAAGAGAAGAAAAAGAAAGAGAGAAAGCGGGAGAACUCAUCUUCCGACAGCGGUGAUGACGCCAAAAGAUCGAGACACUCCCAUACGCACUCGGAAAAGAAGAAGAAGCACAAGAAGCACAAGCACAAGACUCACAAAUGAACUCUGGAGCUCGGGUCACGGAGUACACACGGCCAGAUGUACAAGUCAUUUGUGUGUAUCCGUGAGUGUGCGCGCUCUUGAGAGGGAAACGUACAUACAAAAGGACCUUCAGUCUCAAACAAAUGUAUGUCUGUACUGAUCUUAGAGCGGUCAGCUUUCCUGCUUGUGUCUGAAAAGCUGAUCAUUUUAUUGUCAAUUCCAAAUUGUCGCAGAGGAGAAAAACAAAUUAUGUAAAUAAAAAUAUUGAAGCGCGA
Messenger RNA from Clarias gariepinus (North African catfish), 1274 nucleotides. RefSeq names its product zinc finger, CCHC domain containing 17 (gene zcchc17). The coding region runs from base 319 to 1020 and encodes 233 amino acids. Gene Ontology annotation, molecular function: zinc ion binding; RNA binding. NCBI's taxonomy places the organism in Eukaryota, Metazoa, Chordata, Actinopteri, Siluriformes, Clariidae. Gene Ontology annotation, biological process: RNA stabilization. The record is from RefSeq and is a predicted model, not a curated record. The transcript has 9 exons.